Penicilliopsis zonata CBS 506.65 is the source of this 2571-nucleotide messenger RNA. RefSeq lists its product as hypothetical. The record is from RefSeq and is a predicted model, not a curated record. Gene Ontology annotation, molecular function: protein binding. The transcript has 7 exons. Gene Ontology annotation, biological process: Golgi to plasma membrane transport. The coding region runs from base 179 to 2218 and encodes 679 amino acids. NCBI's taxonomy places the organism in Eukaryota, Fungi, Ascomycota, Eurotiomycetes, Eurotiales, Aspergillaceae. Gene Ontology annotation, cellular component: exomer complex.
CACGAGGCUAUUAGUUACUAUUAUUAUGGAGCGACGCAAUCUCCGAAACAACCCAGCUCUCUUUCCCGCACCGCCCGGCGCCUGCGAGGUUCAAACAGUCGAUUGCAAUUGAUCAGGUCGCGGCCGGCUUGAAUCCUGGUCUCUCGAGUCAAUUUCCUUCGCGGUCGAGCAAAGCGCGAUGGUUGCGCCCGCUGUUCCUGAGAUCUAUGAGGAGGAGGAUAUAUUCGCUGCGGUUGAUGCGCGCACGGAGUCUUUGCAGCAUCUCCGAGAACUCGGCCCCCCCGAUCUAGUUUACUUGGUGAAACAGCCAAAGGCCAGCACGAGCCGACAGGCUGGAGUCUACCACCAUGUCACUGGAAUCGACGCCUCGUCCUCCGCCAGUCUAGCUGCCUACGUCAACACGCUCACAUACUCUCCAUUGGAUAAAACCCACAAAGUUGUGUCUGGAAUAUACUGUUGCUACAAUGCCUUUUCACACCUGGACAUGCGUGUUGAGGUCAAGAUCCCAGGCAGUCUGGAGAGCUACUGUAUCGAUGAACGUGGAGACAAACGGGUCGCGACGGAGGCCUUGUGGCUGGAGACAUUCCUGUGUGGUGUGCUGAGGGCGUACUCGUAUGCUGAUGAUGGAAGUGGAGACGCCAUUCGUAAGAUUGUUGGAGUCCGCCGGUUCAAUCCGGUCACAAAUACAGAAAUGGAACACAAGUUCCUGGAUGCUGCAGAGAAGCUGUUCUUCUUGGGGAGACAGUUGAGUUCCGACCCGGAGACCCAGGUGCCCAACACUGUGAGCAACCACCUUACCUCUGGUCUUCUGAAGUACAUCUACACGACAGGCCGCUAUGCGUCGGGCAUAAACCUGUUCGAGAAGCUGCGCACUCGCGACGUGGAGGUCUCGUCACUGCUUGCCCGAGUGUUGACUAUGGCGGACGAAGAAGUCCAAGCCGUGCGUCUGCUGUACGACGCCCUGCAAGAUGUACCCAUGGACUAUGCGCUGCUGGACUGCCAAGCUGCCUUCUGCCAGAGCAAGGGAGAAGGCGAGAUGGCGCUGGAGUGUGCGAAACGGGCGGUGACGGCUGCACCGAGCGAGUUCAGCACCUGGGCCCGUCUGGCCGAGGUAUAUGUGGACAUGGAGCAGUGGGACCUGGCGCUCCUGACACUUAACUCGUGUCCCAUGUUCACCUACCAAGACAAAGACGCGCCUCGCAUGCCGCAGCCGUCUCGCAUCCUGCUCCCCAUUCUCAGCGAGAGCGUGCUGGACGAGAUCGACGAAGGCCAGCCGAAACAAGGGGACCCUCACGACUCGGUCCACCCGUCUCUGAGAAAGCUGCAUGCGUCCAGCUACCAGGGCACCUUCCUCAAGGCGUAUAACCUGCUGACGCGGAUCGCGGCCGCCAUCGGCUGGGACCAGCUGCUCAAGAUCCGCAGCGAAGUAUUUGUGAUGGAGGAGGAAUACCGGACCGAGCGGCAGCAAGCACCCAAGGGCCGGCCGGCCAGCACCAUCGGCAGCGCAGCCAACGUUGCAGCCGGCAACAGCGAGGAAGCAGCCCAGCAGCCUCAGGAGACCAUCUCGGAGGUGGCCUCUGAUAGUACCACGCCCAACGGCCUCGACGAGGCCCACAACAUCGAGCGACCGGAGCAAUCCAUGGCGUCGGAAGUUAUCAAAUCUGGCAGUGACGAUCCCGACCCGUCGCACAUGGCAUACACGCAGUUCAAGGACAAGCGGCUCUGCGAGCGGUGGCUGGACAACCUGUUCAUGGUCCUGUACGAGGACUUGCGCAUCUACACGAUCUGGCGCACGGAGAUGGCCCAGUACCGCCAGCAGGCGAUGGAGUACAAAAAGUCCGCGACGGAGUGGGAGAUCCUCGGCGAGCUGGCCGAACGGCUGCACCACUUCGACGAGGCGAUCGAAGCCUACCAGAGCUGUCUGGCAAUCCGGUUCUCGCCCAAGGCGAUGCGCGGCCAGCUCAAGCUCUACGAGAAGAAGAACGAUACCCGCUCCAUGCUGAGUGCUCUUAUCAAAUUGAUCGCAUGGCAGUAUAGAUGGUACUCCGAGUUCUCCCCCGAACUCCUCUUCCUCAUCCGCCGCCUGAUCGAGGAAGAAGGCGCCGUCAAGGUGCGCAGCAUCGUCCAGGCGACCAACCUGCCGCAGACGGUGCUCGAUCUGACGCACCAGUAUUGUCAGCUGUGCGCGACCUUCCGGAGCAGCGGGAGUGAUGCUUAAAAAGACAACUACGGCUAGAAAUACCUGACUGCUAUUGCUAUGAAUGGAACAUACAUAUUAUACAUAUAAUGAUUGUUUCUUUUCUUUUCUCAUUUGCUUCUCUACGCUCUUAACUGUUUACUAUUAUGAUAUGGAGUUAGGAAUGAUUAGAUUGCAGUCUAGUAGUCAUCUAGUAGCCAUAACUAGCUAGACUGCUACCGGAGGCCAAAUAGUUUACAGUACAUCUUCCAUAAGAAUAGGUAAUAAUGGGAACUACUCUUCGUCAGAAACGUCGACAACCUCCGGCUCCUUGGGCACAACCUUGCCCUUUGCCUUGACAGCCGCAGCAGCAGGACCGCUCGACUUGGCCGUCU